Molecule: messenger RNA, 1382 nt
Organism: Peromyscus californicus insignis
Lineage: Eukaryota; Metazoa; Chordata; Mammalia; Rodentia; Cricetidae
Product: zinc finger protein 120-like
Exons: 3
Coding region: 101-970 (289 amino acids)
Biological process (GO): negative regulation of transcription by RNA polymerase II
Molecular function (GO): DNA-binding transcription repressor activity, RNA polymerase II-specific
Source: RefSeq, a predicted model, not a curated record
AUUUUAGAAUACAGUGACAUAUAAUGAUGUGCAUAUUGACAUCACUCAUGAAGAAUGGGCAUUGUUGGAUCUGGAACAGAGGAAUCUCUACAAAGAUGUGAUGCUGGAGACCUAUAUGAACCUCACUGCUAUAGGCUACAACUGGGAAGAUCUUGAAGUUGAAGAACAUUGUCAAAGUUCUCAAAAACAUGGAAGGCAUGAAAGAAGUCAUUCUACAGAGAAAUCAUCUGAACAUACUCAGUGUGGUGAAGCCUUUGUAAAUCACAAUCAUCCUCCAAGGCAUGAAAGAACACAUACUGUAGAGCAACCCUAUGAAUACAAACAAUAUGGUAAAGCCUUUGCACAAGACAGUCAUCUUAAAAAGCAUGAAACAACACAUACUGUUAAAAAACAUUAUGGAUGUAAUCAAUGUGGUAAAGCCUUUGCUUAUCACAGUGCUCUCAAAUUGCAUGAAAGAACACAUACUGGAGAGAAACCAUAUGAAUGUAAUCAGUGUGGUAAAGCUUUUGCUUAUCAUAGUACUCUUCAAAGGCAUGAAAUAACACAUACUGGAGAGAAAUCCUAUGAAUGUAAUCAGUGUGGGAAAGCCUUUGCUCGUCACAAUAAUCUUCAAGGGCAUCAAAGAACACAUACUGGAGAGAAACCCUAUAAAUGUAAGCAAUGUGGGAAAGCCUUUGCUUAUCACAGUACGCUUCAAAGUCAUGAAAGAACACAUAUGGGAGAAAAAGCCUAUGAAUGUAAUCAGUGUAAGAAAGCCUUUUUUCUACACAGUCAUCUUCAAAGGCAUGAAAGAACACAUACUGGAGAGAAACCCUAUGAGUGUAAUUGGUGUGGUAAAGCCUUUGCUCAUAAGAGUACUCUUCAAUCGCAUGAAAGAACACAUACUGGAGAGAAACCCUAUGAAUUUAUACAGUGUGGUAAAGCCUUUGCACAGCCCGGUCAUCUUCAAGUAUAUAAAAAUACAUACUGAAGAGAAACCCUAUGAAUAUUAUCAAUGUGGUAAUGCCUAGUGAAAACACAGCAAACCUAUAACUGUAAAACUUUUAGUGUGUAAUUGGUCUUUAAUUGGUAAAGCCUUAGAAUAUAACAAUAGAUGCUGAAGAUCUGAAAAAAGCUAAUACCAAAGCAAAUCUGAAUAUAUGCGAAUUGGUAUGAUCUUCAGCCAACAUACUUAAAUUCAAUUCCACAAGAUUAAUUAUUUUGGAAAAAAAUUGAGAAUGUGUAAAUAAUCUGUUCAAGCAUUAUAAUAUCUCUUUUUAUUUUAUUUACACCUAUAAACUAAUAUGGACAAAAGACCUUUAAAUUAAAUGAUAAGGUAACCCUCUUAGAUUUCAUACUUCUUUUCAAAUACAUAAAAUAAUAAAUUCUGGUGUAAAAUUUUA